GUGUGUGGCAUUUCUGAGGAAACCUCCCAGCCUCAGUUUAAAUGUAUUAUAGUCAACAACACACUGGCCGUCCACAAAGACUCACUGUGUUUGUGUGUGUGUGUGUGUGUGCGUGCGUGUGUGUGUGUGUGUGAGUGUGUAUGUUUCUCCAGCACUUUCACUUUCUAUUCGUCAGAAACACCACUGCCUGCACUUCUGCUCUCGUUCUUCCUGCAGCUGCUGCUUCAACACAGGACUCACGAUGAGCAGCAGCUCUUCAUUUGGAUCAGCUACUCCAAGUCAACCCACCAGCGGCUCUUCAUUUGGAUCAGCUACUGCAGCAAAACCCGUCAGCGGCUCUCUAUUUGGAUCAGCUACUCCAAGUCAACCCACCAGCAGCUCUUCAUUUGGAUCAGCUACUCCAAGUCAACCCACCAGCGACUCUCUAUUUGGAUCAGCCACUGCAGCAAAACCCGUCAGCGGCUCUCUAUUUGGAAUAGCUACUCCAUCUCAACCCACCAGCGGCUCUCUAUUUGGAUCAGCUACUGCAGCAAAACGCACCAGUAGCUCUUCAUUUGGAUCAGCUGCUCUAGCUCAACACACCAGCGGCUCUCUAGUUGGAUCAACUACUCCAUCUCAAUUCACCAGCGGCUUUUCAUUUGGAUCAUCUACUGCAGCUAAACCCACCCACAGGUUUUCAGUUAGAACAGCUACUCCAGCUAAACCCAAGAGCAGCUCUCUAUUUGGAUCAUCUACUGCAGCUAAACCCACCAGCAGCUUUUCAUUUGGAUCACCUACUCUAGAUCAACCCACCAUUAACUUUUCAUUUGGAUCACCUACUCUAGAUCAACCCACCAUUAGCUUUUCAUUUGGAUCACCUACUGCAGCUCAACCCACCACCAGCUCACCAGCGACGGCCUUAGAAGCUCUGAGCAGAUGUACAGCUCCAACGAGCACAACGUGCAAAGUAAAAGCACAGACUUUUAAGUUUCCAGCAGUGAACCAGAACGGUGAAUUGAAAGACACAGAUUCAAAAGAAGUCUUUGGAUUUCCAAAAGUUAUACCCCUGGGUCCUCGCCCGGUCAACGCAGCAGUUAAACCCCCUUCGUGGAGGAAUGUGCAGUGGACAGAAGAGCGAAGGAGCAGCCUGAUGGAGGCCGUCGGCUCCUACACACCGGGCAGGGAGGAGGUGACUCAAGCCAGGGUUCUCCUCCUGGGCCCCGUCGGGUCCGGAAAGUCCAGCUUCAUCAGUUCAGUCCAUUCGGUGUUCAACGGACGAGUCACCAACCGGGCCAUGGUGGGCGCCUCCUCCACCAGCUUCACCAAAAAGCUGCAGUCGUUCACCAUCUGUGGUCAGAAGAAUAAGGUUUCGACCAAACUGGUGCUGUGUGAUUCUAUGGGUCUGGGGGACGGAGAGAUGACCGGACUGACCCUCCACGACAUCCUGUCCGUCAUCAAAGGUCACGUGCCUGAGGGACACAAGUUCUGCCCGGACCAGGCAGUGAGAUCAGAGACUGGAAACUACGUGAAGUGGCCGAGCCUCAAAGACAAGAUCCACUGUGUGGCCUUUGUGCUGGACGCCUCUAAAAUCACAACGUACCCCAAAGGCCUCCGAGCCUCGUUCCAGCAGCUCAGGGAGCACAUCAGUGACAUGGGUAUCCACCAGGUGGCUCUGCUGACCCAUGUGGAUGAAAUCUGUGCAAGAACAGCCGCAGACGUCUCAAUGGUUUACGCCAGCGAAGCAGUAAAACAGACGAUGAGUAAAGCUGCAGACCUGAUGGGUAUGUCCACCUCCUACAUCGUCCCCGUGAAGAACUACUCGUCAGAGCUGGACCUGGACGUGAACACCGACGUGCUGCUGCUCAGCGCCGUCGAGCACAUCCUGCAGUACGUGGAUCUGUUCUUCCAGGACAACACAACGCAAGAAACGGAGUCAGAGAAGGCUUAGCUCACAUUAUAAUCCCAGCUUCAAUGUCGUCGAUUUUUUUAAUGUGGGGAUUUGAGCAACCUUAUAAGAAAGUUGUUAAUGUUUUUCUAACUUUUUUUUUUACCAAAUUUUAACAGAAAAAUGUAUUAUUCAGAAUCAGAAGUGUGUGAUAUUUUAUUGUCACCUGCAAAUACAGUGUUCUCCACUGUCAUAUUAGUUGUUAAAAAACUUGCUUCACUCACCAAUUUGUUUUGUGUACUUAUUUCUUUCAUGUUAUUCUAAUCCAUCCAAUACAAUUAAUCAUAUCUUUGGACUGUAAUAAUUUAUAAGUUCAUUCAUAAAAUAUAAGAUUCUGGUCAUAAAAACAUGAAAUAUCAAAAGCAUCAUGGUUUGACUGAUUGAGAUUGUAGGUGUGAUUGGACUCCUCUCCAGCUGUCGAGCUCUUUAUACAACAGUGAAGUAAAGUCACAAUAAAUAACCAUAUGUUCACGUUUGACUGUGGUAAAUCUACAAGUGGUCACUUAUAUAAUUUGAAUUUGUCAAAUUGUGAAUAUUUAAAAAUGAAAAGGGAAAAUGUGAAUAUUCCAGAAACUCAGAAUUUGUUUAUUCUUGAAAGAACCAGGUUUAUGUACCACCUUUACAUAGACUGGUGAUAAUAUUAUUGUCAUCAUUAUUAUUAACCACUUGUUAACUGUUAACAUUAAUAACAUAAUUGUGUAUCCUAUCACCAGUCGGACAGAGCGAUUACACAACUGUUACUGGUCUCCCUCGUCCACGUUUCUCCAUUACAGAGCUAGAAGAUGUUCAACGGAAUCUGAUUUCAUUAGAACUGAGAAAUUGCAUUUAUUGUUAUAUCACACGUUAUAAAGUACAUCAAUAAAAUCUCAAAGUGCAUCAAUGAA
This is a messenger RNA of Pleuronectes platessa (European plaice), 2808 nucleotides long. Its product is annotated as interferon-induced protein 44. The transcript is spliced from 10 exons. NCBI's taxonomy places the organism in Eukaryota, Metazoa, Chordata, Actinopteri, Pleuronectiformes, Pleuronectidae. The coding region runs from base 242 to 1927 and encodes 561 amino acids. The record is from RefSeq and is a predicted model, not a curated record.